Messenger RNA from Toxoplasma gondii ME49, 10028 nucleotides. RefSeq names its product Tyrosine kinase-like (TKL) protein. The record is from RefSeq and is a predicted model, not a curated record. Gene Ontology annotation, cellular component: cytoplasm. The transcript is spliced from 4 exons. The coding region runs from base 1695 to 9155 and encodes 2486 amino acids. Gene Ontology annotation, molecular function: protein kinase activity; ATP binding. Gene Ontology annotation, biological process: protein phosphorylation; signal transduction. NCBI's taxonomy places the organism in Eukaryota, Apicomplexa, Conoidasida, Eucoccidiorida, Sarcocystidae.
GCCUGGUGCGUUCUCUCCGUCCUCACGGAGUUGCUAUGCUGCUGUACGAGUGUGGUUCUCAGCAACGGCGCCCGAUGGGCUCAUGGGAUUUUUUUUCAGACCGUUGCUUCGGUUCAUCUCGCCUGUUCCCAGACCUUCGAGCCAUCCCCCUGCCCUGUAGCACUCGUAUUUCGAGCGCGUCUAGCAAAAAGAAUAGAAAUUAGUGUUCGUAAAGUUUUCCGAGAAAGGUCUCUGCUUUUCCACUGCUUUUCCCAUUCUUUCGCCCUGUCUCUCUCUCCCGCCAGGCUGUCCAGACCUUCGAAACGGCGGCCCUCCGCUCGACGACCGAACCGGCGCGACGAAGACGCUCAACUUUUUCCUUUCUUCUUCUUUUUUCGGCCCGCUUCUGCUCCGCAUUUCCUCUUCAUUUCGUGUCUGCAUCGUUCCUCUUGCCGCCGUUGGCUUUUCCCACCCAUUUUCUCGCUCAUGCGCUUCGUAUCCGCGUCUCGCCCGAUCUCGCUCCCUCUCUCAAUGCGGUUCACCUUUUUUCCGCUGUCUGCGAGCCACAGACAGGAUGUGUGACAGCGAAGUGACGGAACUUCCGAGGGAACAGACAGAGAGCAAGCGGAAGCAGAGUGCAAAGAAACAAGCAGAUAUGCGAACGGUACUGCCACCGGCUCCUCUACUUCCGGAAAUGCCCCCUUUUGGCUGCCCAAAAUGGCGUUCAGUAACCUUAAACCCUAAGGCUUCCUUCAUCGUCUUCUGGUGGAUCUGCUGAGUGACCCCCCCCCCAACGGGGGGUUCGUCUGCAAAUCUGCGAGAGUCCGCUUUUUCGUUUCUUUCCGCCAGGGCUGCAGCAGCAACCGUCAGACGACCAGAGAGCUCUCUCCCGCCUUCUCGACUCUGAGGGAACAAAAAGGGAAGUGGGUGGAGGGAAGAAGGUGACGGAUUGACAGCCUGCUCUUUCGUUCCUGGAUGGAAGGUGAGAGAGAUUCCUGCCAUUUAUCGGGGCACGAAUGCCAUUAUCCGCGUUAGCGGAGGAACAGGCGCGAUCAGCCAAAGAUUUAGUUGCUCGUCCUUCUGUCCACUCUGCAGCUGAGCUCCUUGGAUUGGAGCGUACUGAUUUUUCUUCGGGUCUGUGCCACUUUUAUCCAAUGCAGUUGUUCCUCUUGAUAACAGAGCUGAAGUAUUCAUCAGUCUGUUACACAAAAUGGUCGUGUUGACAGCCGUCCCCGGCGCUUGGCCUUUUUUCUGAGAGCGACGUGGAGGCCGAGUUUCGUCGUCAAAGUCCUUUCUUCCAGCACAUGGCUCGAAAUUCCGCCUCAGCGACCGGGGACUGUUGGUGUCUGUCCUCGCUCUUUUCCUGCUCUCAGGAGCUCAGAAGUUUCUGUUCUGUCGCCUCUUCCGUUUCUCCUCCCUGCACAGAACUCUACUUCUGUCCCCCUCUGCUGGGCGCGCGGCGCUGAUUGGCCCGAGUGUGUCACUCAGCUGGAGCCAGCAUCGCGAGGCUGGACAAUUUAUAGAGGAGCUUGGACUCAUCGCGUGACACUCCUGCUCCCUCCUCUUUUUCCGUUUCAUAUUCUGCGUCUCCUCGUUCACCUUUGCUGUCCUGCCAUUUUCUUUCGUCAGUCUGCUGCUGGGUCGUGAGCAAGGCCAGACAAGGCCGUGUUUGCAUUUCAGUCUCGGCUGCGUUUUUUCCAACUUCUCGACGAGACAUGCCUCGAAAUCUGCCGCGGGGCCGCGAGAGGGGGCAGCCCCCUGAGACCUCGUCCCCCGAAGAGAGUCUGUCGAGUUCCUCUUCUUCGUGUCGUACCUUCGCUGCUUCUCCUGGUUCUUCGUUCACUUCUGCUGUCUCCUCUGCGUCUGCCUCUCUCGCGUCCCUCCGCCCGUCGCUCUUUCUUCGCGGCAGAAAGCGAUCCGUGUCUCCCCUGGAACAGAGAGGGAGGGCAUCCUCUGAGUCGCCCUUCGCCUGUCCACGCUCUCCGCCCGACAGCUCUCGACGCUCUUCCGGAGAGGACUUCACUUGCUCAGCUCGGCAAGGCGUCGGCUUACUAACGAGAACGCAUUUUCGUGGAUAUCCAGUCCAGUGCUCUGCGCUUGGCAUUGAAAGUGAAGGCGAACGCGUCGGCAGCCUCUGCGCCUUUCGCGACUCUCGAGGAGAAGACGCGAACAGCGCAGCGCCUGGGGCCAGGCGAAGCAGAGGCCAGGAGGAGCGGGAGCCGGACCGCGAGGAGGGAAGAGAGAGACGGCCGUGUACCUCUGUGGCCUUUUCUCAAGGCCCGGGCGAUCGAGGGGACCUGUCGCCGCUCUCUGACAGGGCGGAUACAGGCUUGGACUGCGGCCAAGACAGCGAGAGAGCAGACACCGGUGAAUGCUUCUCGCCUGAUGGCCCUCUCACCAGAAGAGUGUCUCUUCGCGACCCGCCCGCGUGGCGAGACUCGAGAGAGGAAGCACUGCAUCCGCCUGUGCCUGAUCUUUUCCCAGGCACCUUUGUCCCGGCGCCUGGCGGGGGCCGCCUCGUCUCGCCUGCUUCGGGCCUUUCGGAGCCGCGGGGAAGCAUCGGAGAGGAGAGCGAGGGCGCAGACCUUGAAGAGCAUCCAAUACAACCGGAGGGCGACCAUGUGAGACGCACAGCCCGUGGGGACCAAUGCAGAGGCAGAGCUGGCGCGGCUUCGCAUCCUUCGCCAGCUUCUUCCUCGUCACGUCCGUUUGCUGAAGAGCGAGAGGAUGUGUGCGCAGAGGCGCUCAUCAGUAAAAUGUUUUCUUCGCGUUCGCACUUGCUCGUGCCCAAGUUGCCAGUAGAGCGGCCUUCGCGGCGUUUGAGGACCGACCCGCCGCGGCCGGUCUCCGAGAGAAGGUCGUUUCUCUCUCGUUUGUUUUCCUCUUUUUCCAGCUCGUCGACACACAGCGCGGUGCCGUCUGCACUUCCCAGUCUACCGUCGUCUUUCUCCUUUUCGUCUCUCCCUUCCUCCUCGUCACCUCUACCCCCGUCGCCGAGCGGGCCAGUCUGCGCCAUGAGGCCGGAAAUUGAGCGCCUCCACAGCGACAGGUCAACCUCCUCGGUGUGUUCGUCGCCCCCCAGUCGCGUCCUUUCGGCGCGGAACUCACGGGACUUCUGCGCGGGGUCCGACCGUCUCCUCGGCUGGCCAGGCUGUGAGCGCGUGGCCUUCUCCCCAUCCCUCAACGGAGGCCCAGCCCAAGGCGGCGGGCCGCGGCACAGUCCGUCGUUUCCGGCGCCCUCGCUGUCUUCUCAGACGCACCAGCGCGAGCCACAGGCGAGGCGCAACGCACCCUUUUCCCUCAUGCCGACUUCCUUCCUCCCCUUCGCCUCGGCCCUCUAUCAGCGUACCUCCGGACAAGCCGCCCCACGCAGCCUCGACCUCGCCACCAACUGUCCUGGCGCCUACCCCUCGCCCGGCGCAUCGCCCCCGCCUGGAGCCUCAGGCUGGCAGAGCCAGGGCAGCGCCUCGCUUGCCUGGUUCAUGUUAUCGGAGGUCGUGGUGAAGGCCCUGACAGUGCAUGACACGGGGGGAGUGAACGUGGAAGUCGCAAUCGAUCCGAAGAAUCCAUUUCUUCUCCAGGGUACAGUCACCGGGGCUCUUUCCUACGCUCGAGGCGGAAACGGGUCGCGGAGGCAGCGGUCUUGCUCUUUCCAACACGGCGACGUGGCCACACCCGUGGAGCGUCGAGCGCCCAGGCGGUCGUGGACAACCGCGGACACUCCCGGCCCCAGCCCCGGAGCGAGCGAGCCCAGAGGCCCGGGUGAGGACGGCGGCAGGACGUUGUCGCGGAGCUUUCAAAACCGGCGCCAGUUCGCGGCGGCUUCCACGCCUGGCCGCGCGGCCGCCGCACCACUCGCGAAGAGCUCGUCGAUGCCGGGCGACCGCGACGAACACGACAGCUCCAAGCGUCCCCCGGCUUCAACUGCGCCUUCUUCCUGGGUCGCUUCGCUCCGGUCCGCAUCGUUCAUUGGCGGCUCGAAGCUCAAGAGGCAAGAGGGCGGGCAAGGCUUUGCCAUUUCCUCUCCGGCUCAGAAGCGAGGCUCCUCCGCGAACUCUGCGUUCUCCGACGGCGAGUGCCGCACCCCGCCUCCCCCGCCGCUGCGUGCGACUCCGUCGAGGGGCAGCCGCUCAGGCGAAGGGCCUUUCUGGAGUCCCUUCGGCGCUGCAGAGAGCGCGGGCCGCGAGACGGCUGCGAGUUCGAGAGGCGAGGCCCGGGAGGGUGCGCCGAUCCGGCGUGGCAGGACGGGCGAGUUGAAUUCGCCGUCUUCCAUCUCGAAUCGCUUCCCGUUUCGGGCCUUCUCGGCUGUUUCCUCGGCGUCACUCUGCCGCUCGGGCGGACCGGCCGCGCGCGGUGCCCCCCACGCCACUUACUACUAUUUCGGCGAGACGAAGCGGAACAAGAGGCAUGGUUGGGGGAUGAUUGUGAACGACGAGCGCUGUCUCCUCGAGGCACAGUGGGUGAACGAUACGGUGCUCGGCUGGUACGUUUGCUACCACGAAUACGCCACCGAGUUCGGGUAUCGCGAGCUGACCAACGUCUCCGCUGUCUCCGUGGCGAGCGACAGCAAUUCGUUCAUCAUCCCAGUCCGGCCGUCGCCGACAGACGCGGGCGACGCCCCGCUCAGACCCCUCGAGCGCAGCGACAGAAGCAAGCGAGACAAACUUUCCACCUCGCCUUGGAAGGGCGGAAAGCCUGCGUGGGGCCGGACCGGCCGACGCAGCUCCACAAUCGCAGGUGUGGCCCAACCGAAGGAGCACAAAAUAGCCGGGUCCAAAAGCGACUCGGACAGCAUCGCGCUCUUGCAGUCCUUUACGCCAGAUCCCUCCAAUUCCACAUUCUUCCUGUCAUCGCCCGUCCCCUCUGCUAACAAGCUUAGCUCGGGCGGCGCCCCGAACGCAAGCGACGACCCCGCCGCCCGCGACCGUGACGCUGCCUUGCCGGCUCGCCCUGUAUCGCCUACCGUCGGAACCGCGCUCGCAAGCUCUUCUCCCACUGGUUCUUCUCUUCCCGGUUCUCCUCCCCCAAGGGCCUCGAUGGGGGGCUCUGCGACGGGGGCGCUGGCCGAAGCAGCGAAGCGGAGAGGCCGGUUGAUGGCCCACGCGCACUUUGCAGACGAUCCGGAGCAGACGGACAAGGUCCUGUCUCAGGUGCGGCGCGGGAAGCUGAAGCACAAGACGAUUCACAGCCAGACAGCUUUCACGAUCACGGUGACUCAUUUCGAGGCGCUCGCGGAGACCGGCGCGCAGGUCGACGCGGGCGGCGCGCGAAGAGGCGACGGUUUCGAGAGCGGCCUCGCGGCAGCUCCGGAACUCGAAGGCACCGCUCGCAGCUCGGCGGGUCCCGUCGUGCCUUCGAGGCCUCGCUCGGCAUCUGCAGACCACGUCCUGGUCACUCACACGCUGGUCAGAGCGAAGAAAAACGGCCUGGACGUGGAGAGGCCGCGCUCAGGUCCCAUCGCAGGCGCCAGCAGGAGAGUCUCUGUCGCCUCUCCGGCCGCAGUCGCUGCUGCGCAGGCCGCCGCGGAAGUCGAGGCGAUGGGCGGCCCUUACGCAGCAGCUGACUCGGGGCCUUUUGACCGGGCCGAGAAAGAGACAGCGUGGACGCAGGGCGGGCCUACGCAUUCCUCUGUGGUCGAUGGUGCUUCCCGUUCUGUCUCGCCGUCGGCUUUGCGGAGAGAGCAGGAACCACAGCGACCGACUCCAGACGACCUUCCGUCCUCGGCGAGUCCUACUACAGGCCUGCCGCCGCCGUCCUCUGCUGCGUCGGCAUCUGGUCCGUUGGCUGUGUGUGCAACAAGUCAGUCCUCAGUUGCCUCUGCGGCUCUGGUGGGGUUGUCCAGCGCGAGCACGAGUCAGAGCGGGGUAGACAACAGCACUUGGGGAGGCAGAUGGAAGUUGGGCGACUUGUUGGGGCAUGGAAACGAGCUGUCGGCGUACUCGUCGCAGCGCGAAGACGUGUCUGAGCUCGACGAUGAAAGCCUGAGUCGCGAGAGUCCAGUGCCACCAGCACUCUCCGUUUUGCAAGGUGCGCAGCCUCUGUCUGCCCGAGGCCAAGAGACAGGGAGUGGUCUGGAGAAGAAACAAGAGGCACCAGAAGAGGCGUCAGAAACUGGGAAGGACGUGGCAACUGAGAACGCGGCGCUGAUGUUCCUCCACCCACUUCCACAGUCUCGCAGCUGCUCGGGGAGCUCGUCGCGGUCGUUGUCGCGAAGCAGCGGGCCAGGGACGACAGGGACAGAGGCACCGAGCGCAGAGGCCCCGGACCCGGAGAUGUCUCAAGAGGAAGCAAGCGAAGCGGCUUCGCCGUUUCAGCGGCGCCGGAGACGCCCGUUGACGUGUAUUCCGUAUGAAGCGUCUGCGGCGGCGAACAAGGUCAUGCUGGACCUGACUGACGCGGAGGCGCGCGAGGGCGGGGCGUGUGAGAGGAGCGACGAGGCCGAGGGACGGCCGGUGUCGAACUCGAGUGCAAACGCGGUGUCAGCGGAGGAGCUGGAGCGACGCAAGCGGCGACUUCGUCGGGGCUCGACCUUCCCGGAGUUCACGACGCAAGAAAAUCCUGCAGUGACGGAGACCGUUCUCUGCGAAGGCAUUAACCGCGGUGGAACGCGCCCGUGCAUGCGCGACCCGCACUUCGGGGCGGGCCCCCCACCGUGCCACUACCUGCGGGCCUCAGACAGCACCAAGUGGAGCACCAAUACGUUUUGCCACUUCCUCCGCAUGCUCGGCCUCACGCGCGAGGCGUCCAUCGCGAAGCUAAAUCGUCUCUGUGGGGCAGACAUUCCGACGCUUACUCGGGAGAAGUUGCGGGAGACGGGCAUCACGGAUCGAUACAUCCACAAGUUUCUGCUCACCGUUGCCCGCUGCCUCUGGUCCUGCUCCGAUCACCUCGACCCUCUGACGCCCCUCAACCGCCGACACCUGAGGCGCUCCACCUUCGCUUCGAAGCAAAACGCGAAAGGGACGGAGCGACCUGCCCAGGCGCCCUCCGCCUCGACCACGUCUUUGGCCUCCGAGGACGGCCUCCGCUCCAUUCCCGCCAGCGAGGUUCGAGUGGGCAGGAAGCUCGGCGGUGGCGGGUACGCGACGGUAUACAAGGCGCGGUACCGGGGCCGAGACGUCGCCUGCAAGAUCUUCAAAUACACACCCUCGGCCUGGCACGAAUCGGUGAAGAGCGACUCCCGAGACGCCGCCUCGAGUCGGCAGACUCCCACGGCCAAGGACCUGGCAACUGGGCCGGUGCCCAGACGCGGCCCGGAGGCCCAGGCCAGCCGUCCUCAGGGGGGCAGUGGGGGACGCCCGCUGGACUCAUGCACCUCGCCUGCUCAGUCGCGGCGAUCCAGCGACCGCGUGGAUGUCCCUCCGUCCUCAAGUCAACGCCAGGAGCCGACCGCUGCCCCGGCAGGCUCGAAAUGUGAGCCGGGUGCGGUCGUGUCGCGAGCCAACUCGCUGACUUACAGUGGAGCUCGCGGUGUCCUGGAAGUCCACCCAAGAAGGACGAGCAAUGUCCUCUCUUCAGGGCUCCAGUCGGCGAGAAGCGAAGAGAGUGUGCCUCAGAUCGACGGUGAAACGCGCCUCAAGCACAGGGCUCAACUGGAGAAGAGCUGCGACGAAUGUCGCGCCGACAGUCCUCUCCUGGGUUUGGAAGCAAGUUGCGGCUCCCGCUUCUCUAGUGAGUUAGGCGAGGAAGACCUCACCCGCCAGCCCUCUCCGCUCGCAGCGACUACCGGUCAGGAGGGUCGCGUGGACCAUCGGAGGUCGAGUAGCUGCAUGCAGCUGGUCGCUGCGAAGAUCUCGACUUUCGACCACAAUGGCGGCCAUGCCAGCUGGUACACGCAUUCCGGCUCGCGUCUCCCGCAUGAGUCUCCGGAUUGGUUAGGGGAAGACGGCGAUGGUGGGGAAGAGCGGGAAGACGACGGGGCGUCGGGUGGGCCCCAUGCGCACGAGAGAGACGAAGCCAGUCGACUCGCUCGCCCUUCCGUGUCUAGCGAGCCGGCGCUUCUUUCGUCGCGCGUCUGGCGGAAACCUUCGGACCCGAGCGAUGUGUCCAGGCGAUCGUCUUUCUCGUGUCUGCCUCCCGUUCCAUGUGUGGAAGAAGUCGAAAGAAGACCUUCAGGGACUUCCGGCUUCGAGACCCGCUCGCUUUCUGGUGCCUCCAACAGCCUGCGGAAUGCCCAGGCGGCACCGAGAAGCGCGGCCGGCGAAAGGGCCGCCUGCGAGCAGUCGGAGCUGGCAGGGUCAGAGGGCGGCGCGGAGUCGAGGCAGAGCGACAACGCGGGAAGCGAAGCGGAGUUGACCAGACAGGAGACGCAUGCGACGCAAGACGAAGAAGACAGCCAGAAGGCUUCAGCGUCGCGAGCCACGGGCAGGCCCUGCCCAGAGACCCAAGGCCGCGUGGUCCCCAAGCUCGACUACUUCCGGUACUGUCCCCAGCCGCUGAAGCACCGCGACUACGAGGCAGACAUUCUUGCGGCUCUUCAGCCCCACCCGAACAUCAUUUCUCUCUACGGGCGCUGCCACCUGCGCCCAGGCGAGGAGGCCCUCAUCAUUGAGUACUGCAAAAAGGGCAGCCUCGACGCCCUCGUCUUCCCCCGCGAAAACGAACGGCGCGGAGGCCCGAAACUCUGGAAGGCGCUCUCCCGGCCGAAGCUCGUCCAAAUCUUCAUCGACGUCGCCAAGGGCAUGGCUCACGUCCACUCGCGAAACAUUCUCCACAGGGACCUCAAACUCAGCAACAUUCUCCUGGACGGGGAUACAGGAAAGGUUGCGGACUUCGGAGUGGCGACGGCGUUUGUCCCAAGCGACAGUCCGUCAGUCUUGGCCCUCUUUGGAAAUCUGUUCUAUGCGGCGCCAGAAGUUCUCCGAGGAGAUGCUUUCUAUCCGGCAUCCGACGUCUGGUCGUACGGCGUCGCCUUCUGGGAAGCGCUAACUGGGACCCUGGCCUACGAAGGUUUCCCGGCUGGCUUCGUCUUCACGCGAGUUGCCGCAGGAGCCUUGGGCCUCCACAUUCCCUCCGAUUUUCCGCCGCCGUUGAGGUUUCUCAUGUCCCGCAUUCUUGCCUUCGAGCCAUCCGAGCGGCCGUCGUUCGAGGAGGUGGCGCAGGCGUUGACCGAUCUUCAGGCGAAUGCUUUGUCGGAGAUCGAGAGAGACUUGGACGACUUCUUUGGCUUGGCGUGAAGAGCAUAAAACAAGCCUGCGCGCGCAGACGUUCAAAAUUUCAGCCACCACGCUUCUACAGUUUGAUCGGGAAGUGGAUGUAGCGCUGAGAGAGAGGUCAGCAGUCGUCGAAUAGAAGUGAAGCUUUCAAAGAUGAGGCUUUAGUUGUCAAAUAGGUAGGUAGAUGUCCAUUCUAAGUGACAGACCAGGCGCUGCUUGCUUGAGAGACUGCGAGUUGGUCGCAUGUCUCCCGCACUACGCCCGUCGCAUGUCUCGAGACGUCCAGGCCGAAUGCGACAAGAAAAAACGCAAGCGAUUUUUUUGUGACGGCUGAAAGAAACAGAAUCAAGCAUACGAACAGCUUCUCUCGACGUCGCUGCAUACGAAACGAGAGAGCAGAGGGGAAGCGCCCGGCGCGGUGCCGUUUCAGGGGUCGCGGUUCAGUCUCAUCCGCCACCGCAGAAAUGCCAUGCGCUUCUCCCGCGCCAUAUUGACACUGAUUCGGAUGAUCGUGGACGUAGACACGUACAAGCAUCCAGGGAGGCAUGCAUAUCUAUAUAGAUAUAAAGAGCGGAACUUUGCAACUGUCGGGCUGCGUCUCCAUUGCUUGCUUUUGUACGCCCAACAGCAGGAAGGGCGUACCAGAGUGUAUAUGGUUGCGUAUGCAUACAGCUUGUAGACAGUGGCUUUUCAACACAGGCGAUAAAUGCCUCUCCGCGAGGAGGGAAGCGGCGCGCCGCUCAAUUCCAACCGGGAACGCAGACAUUUUGACGGAAGGGAACAGUGUCACUUAUCUGCCGCCUGGGUGCAAAUCAGUAGUGGUCGGCUACAAAAAUCGAUUUUCAAACUUGUGAGAUCCGCUGACAGAGGUAACGGAUUUUAUCUUAACCAAUC